This is a messenger RNA of Trichophyton benhamiae CBS 112371, 843 nucleotides long. RefSeq lists its product as uncharacterized. The transcript has a single exon. The coding region runs from base 1 to 843 and encodes 280 amino acids. The record is from RefSeq and is a predicted model, not a curated record. NCBI's taxonomy places the organism in Eukaryota, Fungi, Ascomycota, Eurotiomycetes, Onygenales, Arthrodermataceae.
AUGACUCUUCCUCCCCAAAGCGUGGACAAUUUCCUGCGGCAGCUGCAACUCGGAUUUGAAAAGUGCCACCCCAGGGAUAGUGAGGCUGAAGCUGCCCUAAGCUGCUUGCCUAAAGACACUCCUGUCUUUAAAUAUGAAAGCGCGUCUCAGAUGGAAACCGCAGCCCGCUCUGUUGAUAAUGGGAGCGGCGGGUACUGCGUAUUCUAUAAUGUUGUGGACGGCCUCAUCCUCCUUAACACAAAACAAAAACGCAUUAGAAAGAGGGAAUAUUUUCCAAUCUCCAGACUACUGGUUGCAAAAAUGCUGUCAGAGCCACAUGAAGUAGCCACAGAAUGGCUUCAUGAUGAAUUGGUAGUCAAAAUCUCAUCAAUGGGCAUGAGGUUUCAUGCAUAUCUCGUGAGCAUUGGCUCUACAACUAUUGAGCACAAGGAGCCCGACUACUCCGCCCGGCCGCGUAAUCUUCCCCUAGGGAGGACUCGCAAAUGGCCAACCCUCGUUGUGGAAACGGGGAAAUCACAAAGCCAUAGUGACCUUGACAGGGUGGCAAGACGGUGGAUUCAGAAAUCCGCUGGCGAUGUAAAGAUAGUCCUUACUAUCCAAGUAUCUCGAACCGAACUCACAAUUCGAAGAUAUGGUCGCUCUGGAAUCACAAGGGCGACAAUACCCCAAACUAUUACUAUCGAGAAACGCGGGCAGAACAGCCCUAUUCAUAUUGUCGGCAAUCCUUUAAUUAUUCCCUUUGCUGAUCUCUUCCUUCGAACCGCGAUUAGAAACCAGGGUGAUAUUAUAUUUAAUAAUACCGAGUUAGAGGAGUUGGCCAAACUUGUUUGGGAAUCCUUCUAA